CGUGGGAAUUUAGUGGUUUGUGUAAUUGUGAGGAUGAGUUUACAACAUUGUAGCGUUUGUGGAUGGCCGGGACAAUCUGAUUGUCGAUUUACCUACUAACAUCCGGUAUGUCCGUUGUAAUACCAAGACGUUUUAUAAUUGCUUAGUGUUGUGAAUCACAUGCAUUUUUCUUGACGAUCCCCGCUUAUUGUACAAGAAGUAGGAAAUACAGAACAUACUUUGCGACGCUGUUGCGACCUUUGGUUAACCGAUCGCCUAAUGACGUCAUGCUUGUCAUUUUGAAAACACAACUCGUUGCGACAUCAACGAGCUAAACGCUACCGCCGCGUGGAAAUUUACAAGUUAACUCUCUCUCUCUCUAGCUCUAUUUGCACAGUCGGUUUCUUCCUACCGCAUUACAAAACAAACCAAUAAAUUGAACAAGAAGUUCCUGUUUGAGACAGAAGUUGCACACCAAUGUUCUUAUGAAAUACGAAUGCUUACUUUUUAGACGAAAUCGAAAAGGAACCUUUUAGGACUAGGUUAACAUCGUCGUAGCCGUGAAGAAGGAGAACAGUUCUCGCUUUCUCGAUCAUUUCUUUGUUACGCCGGCCUUUUUUCCGCCUCUUCAUAAAAGAGCAGACAGUGCCAGAUACCUUUGUUAUAUACCUGAUUACGUUGUGUUGGUGUGGUAUUGGUAACAAGAGGAAAUGGAAGAUAACAGCGUCAGUGUAAACGUAUCAAGUAGACAGCAUACUUCCUACAAUACAUUUGGUAAUAUGGUGAACAAUCAGCAUACACCGCUUCUUAAUUCAUCAGAUGAUGAUAAUAAUGACAACAGGGAUUCGAACUAUAAUGACGAAGAAAUAGAUGUAUCAAUUCUUGAUAGGCGGCAUGUCAAUCCCAAUGCAACAUCUGAUGCAGCCACACUUAUGCACUUACUGAAAGGCAACAUUGGCACGGGACUUCUUGGACUUCCGUGGGCAAUAUGGCAUGCUGGGCUUGUACUUGGACCCGUGCUCUUGGUUGUGAUGGCAAUAGUUUGUGUGCAUUGCAUGCACCUUCUCGUUAAAUGCUCUAAGCACUUCUGCAGGAAAUAUGGCGUUCCAUCCAUGGAUUAUUCUACAGUCAUGACACAUGCUGUGAGAAACGGACCCAUCCACUCCUUGCAUAAAUAUGCUGACAAAUCUCGUUACAUAGUUGACACUUUUCUUAUGAUCACGCAACUGGGCUUCUGUUGUGUGUAUUUUGUAUUCAUGGGUCAAAAUAUACGGCAGGUAGUUGCACAUUACUGGCAACACACACCGGAUGCACGUGUUUUUAUGGCAGUUAUUUGUAUUCCCAUCAUAUUACUAUCAUUCAUAAGAUCUCUAAAAGUUCUGGCAUGGUUUUCAGUGAUGGCUAAUAUCCUUACAGUGGUGUCACUUGGAAUCAUAUUUAGGUUUAUUAUACCGGGGCUUACCACUGUUAACAGACCAUUGGUAGCAAAUGUAACUUCCAUUCCAAUGUUCUUUGGAACUGCUGUAUAUGCUUUUGAAGGAAUUGGAGUGAUUCUUCCAAUUGAGAACGAAAUGCGCAACCCAGAGCAUUUCCCUACAGUACUGAAUGUUGGGAUGUCACUUGUAUCCACCCUCUACCUUUCAGUUGGGGUGGUGGGCUAUUUACAGUACGGACCUUCAAUUUGUGGCAGCAUCACUCUCAAUUUGAACAACGCAGACCCGUUGUGCCAAAGUGUGAAAAUAAUGCUUGCACUUGUCAUGGUGGCAUCAUAUGCCAUCCAGUUUUACGUUCCAAUUGAGAUAAUUUGGCCUAAAAUAAAGCGACGUUUCAUGCCUAGUAACCAGCUGUCGUGGGAGCUCUUAUUCCGUACAUUUCUCGUCAUGUUUACAUGUUCUUGUGCAAUAGCAAUUCCAAACUUGGGUGACUACAUCUCGCUUAUCGGGGCAUUCUCGUCCUCCUUCCUUGCUCUUAUUUUACCCCCAAUAAUUGAACUUCUCACGUUUUCAAGCCAAUCAGAAGUGGGAGAUCAAGAACCAUUGGUGGAAAAAGUUGUUUCAAAAAGCAGAACAACCUCUCUUUCGAAACUUCAAAUCUUAAAAAACGUUGUCAUCGUUGUUUUCGGCUUCUCUGGCUUUGUUGCCGGCACCAUUGUCUCGGUGAAAGCAAUAGUAAAGGAUCUCAGCAGCAGUGACACCACCAGUGUUUGCAAUGGCAAUGACCACCAUAUGACCAUACCCUACACAAACUACACAACGCCUUCCUAUACCACCCAGCCUUACAGCACACCAUCCUACUUUCCAACAUCCGCACCAGCUGGCUUACUGAACACUACCACUUCUACUUAAACCAUCCAUUUCACAAGUUGUGCCGCAGCUACACUUCAAAAUAGUGUUCUGACCGCAGAAUCCUAUUACAUACUGUUACCAUUAAGUGGUUAUGUGCUGCUGUUGGCUGUGAUACAGUAUUGAAUUUACUUUCAACAAGGUUAGAAACUCUUUGCUGGGUAUAUGUGGCAACCACAAAAGAUAUGUAUUUAUUUCGUUAUAAAGAGUUUUAUUUUUCAGUUGAGUGCAAUAUUUGGCAUAGUCCUUAAGCAAGUGAGCAACACCUAAAGUUAUUUUGGUCGUCAAUAUCGCCACAUGUGUUAUUUAUGUACAUUAAACUCUUUAGUACAAGUUUAACUGAACAUUAGAUAAUUUUUUUCCUUUCUUCUCAUUGCUCAUUUUACUGAAACUGAAUUUUAAUUCCUUUUUAUUGUUCUUUCUAAGUACUAGUACCAGAAUACAAAGCUUGUUGUUAAAAGACAAUGAUUUUUAACGCUUGCCAACUUCAAACGCCUUAAAAUUGUUACAUGUACAUGUUAAACGCAACUUUAAUGUUCGUUCCAAAUUCAGACACAUCAGUUAUAGAAUUGUUUGCUCACUCGUUAUUGAAGUAUCGUUUGCUUUUUCAACAAAUGUAUUUAUAGCAGGUCACCUGCUGUGUUUCCAUUCUCACUGUUGCUGCUUGCGGACAAGUGUUGUCCUUUCUGUGGACGAUUCGUUGCAAAUAAAAAUUGGUGAACAUGAA
Molecule: messenger RNA, 3048 nt
Organism: Ciona intestinalis (vase tunicate)
Lineage: Eukaryota; Metazoa; Chordata; Ascidiacea; Phlebobranchia; Cionidae
Source: RefSeq, a predicted model, not a curated record